Messenger RNA from Leptidea sinapis, 1189 nucleotides. RefSeq names its product zinc finger protein 429-like. NCBI's taxonomy places the organism in Eukaryota, Metazoa, Arthropoda, Insecta, Lepidoptera, Pieridae. Gene Ontology annotation, molecular function: RNA polymerase II cis-regulatory region sequence-specific DNA binding; zinc ion binding; DNA-binding transcription factor activity, RNA polymerase II-specific. Bases 139 to 1152 code for a protein of 337 amino acids. The transcript has a single exon. Gene Ontology annotation, biological process: regulation of DNA-templated transcription. Gene Ontology annotation, cellular component: nucleus. The record is from RefSeq and is a predicted model, not a curated record.
CAUAAAAUCCAAAAAAAAAUUCAAAUCAAUAAACAGAGUAAUAUUUUUAAUUUUAGUAAUUAAAAACUAACAAGUGCGCAGUUGGGCACUUGCCAAGGUUUAAGAAGUUUACAACUCUAAUCCUUUGGAACAAUAAUUAUGGUUACAUCUUAUUAUAUCCUUAAAAUGUGCCUCGCUCAAAACAACACGCAAUUAACGGACCACUACAAAAAUAAGAAGAACAAGUCAAUCAAUUUAAAAAACAAUCCCUGCAGAGUAUGCCUCUCUGAAGGUUCUCUAUCGAUAUUUGAUAAUGCUUGCUCAUCCGAGAUAAUUAAUAUAGUAAAAAGCUUGUGUAAUAUUGAAAUAACUCAAGAUGAUAAAUUUAAAUUAUUGUGUAAGAAGUGUGAAAAUUUUGUGAAGGAUGCUGUUUUAUUUAAAACCACAGUAAAGCAAACACACGAACUUUUAAAAUAUUCAACAACCGAAGAAUUUCAAGAAAAUGAUUCAAUUUACUCCACUGAUACAGAGUUGUACAAAGAAACAAAACAACAUAGUAAAGAUCAUAACAAUAUUGAUAAAACUGCUGAAAAUACAGAACAACAAUCUUCACCUAAAAUUCAGUGUAAAAUCUGUAAUAAAGUGAUAAACAAAUCAUAUUACAAGCAGCAUGUAACAAUGCAUGAUCCAGACCACUACAACUUCAUUUGUGAUGUCUGUGGAAAGUCAUUUCGACUUCGCUGUGCCUAUCGCAAUCAUAAGCUUAGACAUAGAACGGACUUUUCUUUCAAAUGUAAAUCAUGCCCGUAUAAAAGCCGUUACUUAGAACUGUUAAAGACUCAUAGUAAAGUCCAUGCCGGAGAUUAUAGAUACAUGUGUACUGAAUGUCCGGCUAGAUUUUUAUUCAAAAGUAAUCUUAACCGUCACAUGCAAAAGCAUAAAGAACCACAGUUUAAGUGUGAUUCUUGUAAAAGGGCUUUUCAUACUAAAUUAGCUGUGCAAAGACAUUAUGAGGUAGAUCAUUUGGGAAUAAGGAACCAUGUCUGUAAUGUGUGUGGAAAGGCCUUUGGUUACAGAAAUUCCCUAAUGAAACACCAGAGAGGUGUUCAUAAAAGAGAAAAAUGUAUUUUUUCUAGAAUGCCAUCAUAUUUACAGGCCCAAGAAAAUGGUUGAACAAAUUCUCAUCCUCAAUAUAUCUUUUUUUAGCCUU